Lodderomyces beijingensis is the source of this 564-nucleotide messenger RNA. The record is from the annotation of a GenBank genome assembly. Lineage: Eukaryota; Fungi; Ascomycota; Pichiomycetes; Serinales; Debaryomycetaceae.
AUGUUCAGAUCCGCAUUACCAAAAGCAUCAGUUCCGUCCGCACGACUCUUCUCCACCUCGCCACGGUCCUGGGGAACCAAGGUGUUUUUCGAAACUUCCAUCAACAAGGAGAUCCAGCCAAGAAUCACCUUUGAGUUGUACGAUGAGGUAGUUCCUAAAACAGCAGCCAAUUUCAAAGCAUUGGCCACGGGUGAAAAGGGUUUUGGGUACAAGGGCUCGAUCUUCCAUAGAAUCAUCCCUCAGUUCAUGUUGCAAGGCGGUGAUUUCGAGACUGGGAAGGGGUACGGUGGAUACUCCAUUUACGGGUCCAAGUUUGCCGAUGAGAACUUCUCCAAGAAGCACACGAGACCUGGUUUGUUGUCGAUGGCUAAUGCUGGUCCAAACACCAACGGCUCGCAGUUUUUCAUUACGACUGUUCCUUGUCCUUGGUUGGAUGGCGCUCAUGUUGUCUUUGGUGAGGUUGUCGAUGGCUACGAUGUCGUGAAGAAGAUUGAGUCGCUUGGUUCCGAAAGUGGUCGCCCUUCUGCUACUAUUGUCAUUGAGGACUCGGGGGUUGUUGAAUAA